This is a messenger RNA of Eruca vesicaria subsp. sativa (arugula), 270 nucleotides long. NCBI's taxonomy places the organism in Eukaryota, Viridiplantae, Streptophyta, Magnoliopsida, Brassicales, Brassicaceae. The record is from the annotation of a GenBank genome assembly.
AUGAAUAGCCAUCCUUCAUCAUCUAAUGGUUAUCCACAUAGAAGAGUUGAUAAAGAGGCAGGGAUGCCGAUGAAGUCACAGACCAAAAUGGUGGAAAGAUGGACUGUGGAUACCCCUUCUCGUGAUUCGUUUGUGUACCUCACUACUUGUAAGAUCGGACAUCACGUCGAAGUUCAUCUAAAAAUGGGUCUGUUUACAAUAGCAAAUUUCAUGCUGUUGAUGUGGAGAAUAAUUUUGGUGAGAAAACCUUUUUGUUCGUCUGAUAUGUGA